Molecule: messenger RNA, 3113 nt
Organism: Entelurus aequoreus (snake pipefish)
Lineage: Eukaryota; Metazoa; Chordata; Actinopteri; Syngnathiformes; Syngnathidae
Gene: hrasb
Product: HRas proto-oncogene, GTPase b
Exons: 7
Coding region: 468-1037 (189 amino acids)
Biological process (GO): Ras protein signal transduction
Cellular component (GO): plasma membrane
Molecular function (GO): GDP binding; GTPase activity; GTP binding
Source: RefSeq, a predicted model, not a curated record
GGCUGUCGGGCACGGCUCGUGAACAGAGGGGCGGUUGAGUGUCGGACUGCGCUGGGCGUGGGCUGCCGUCACUCCCCAUCCUCUCAGUGGAGACACAUUGUUCGACGCGGGCACAUUUCAGCCCAACCAAUGCGUGCCUGCGAGCAGCUUGGUGCUAUUUAGCUGCGGAAAAGUCAACCGUUUUGUGGCUGAUAAUAAAGAAACAGUUAUUUCGAGAGGACCGGAAGCGGGGCGAAGACUGUUUUUUUUUCUGUUCGGAUAUCUUCAAUUCAAGAGCCAACUUGAGUUGGAACAUCGUUUUUUUUUUUACCCCAUUCCCUCUUCCCCUGCCGGGCAAAACAUCGCCAAUUAGAGCCCUGCUUGUUGAUUGGAAACAACUCAGUGUGUCAGCAGUGGAAUCCCAUCGAUAAACACAUAGUGACACAACUUCAGCAGCAGCAGCAGCGUGGGAGUGUUUGUGUGCAAAGAUGACGGAGUAUAAGCUGGUGGUGGUGGGAGCUGGAGGCGUGGGCAAGAGUGCACUCACCAUUCAACUCAUCCAGAACCACUUUGUGGAUGAAUAUGACCCCACCAUAGAGGACUCGUACAGGAAACAGGUUGUGAUUGACGGUGAGACCUGCCUGCUGGACAUCCUGGACACUGCAGGCCAGGAGGAAUACAGCGCCAUGAGGGACCAGUACAUGAGGACGGGGGAGGGGUUCCUGUGUGUGUUCGCCAUCAACAACACCAAGUCCUUUGAGGACAUUCAUCAAUACAGAGAGCAAAUCAAACGAGUGAAGGACUCAGAUGAUGUUCCCAUGGUGCUUGUGGGCAACAAAUGUGACCUCCCUGCACGCACGGUGGAUACAAGGCAAGCCCAGGAACUUGCCCGCUCCUAUGGCAUCCCCUACAUUGAAACCUCCGCCAAGACACGGCAGGGAGUUGAGGAUGCCUUUUACACACUGGUCAGGGAAAUUAGGCAGCAUAAGCUAAGGAAGCUGAACCCACCCGACGAGAGUGGUCAGGACUGUAUGAGCUGUCGCUGUGUGGUAUCGUGAUGAAGCUUACCUUCACAGCCUGGAAAGAAAUGCCAUACAGCACAAGAAGCCGCCGCAUGGACUUGAAAAUAGGAAGAGAAAACUGAAUGAAAAGAUAGAGGAAUCGAUCCGCUGUCUAAACCAGAGCCCUUUUUAUAGAAAAGAUGAUUUUGACUGUUGCCUAUGUGGCUACCUGAACAAGCUUGGCCUGCCCCACCUUUUUGUUGUGGUCCACAUGGACUAAUGAGCAACACCACUAAAGACAAAGGUCAACCCAAGCAUGGUGUCGUUCAGUAGCUAACUUAUUGUUUUCAGUCUCAACACUGGUCCAACAAGGGCUGCUUCGGGACCACACCUCAUCUUGAAAUGCUCAUUCCACUUGUGCCCUGCUUUUUUUUCACUGGGCCUGGAUUGGCAUUGGACAUUGAUUUCCUGGCUUGCCACACACAUAACCCACUUUGGGGGAGAGAAAAAAAAAAACAUGUGACUACCUCCCUUUUAAAGGUAGAGGCAGACCUGGGAAUUUGUAGAAUUUGAUGUUAUGGUUUUAACUGUUAGCUUUGCUGUUAAAAAAAAAAUGUAUUUUGGUUUUGAACUGGAACAUAUUUUGUGGGUGGAUGAUCAGAAAAUACCUGAGCACCACAUGCUCAGGUAUUUUUCAUGAUUGGUGUAUGAUGAAAAAGAGAUUGGCAUUUUGGUUCUGAAUGCAGAUGCCUUACAUUAUUUGCUAAGCGUUGUCUUUAUGAAAUAGUAAUAAUAAUAUUAACAAUAAUACAAGUUAUGACACGUGUGAACAUGGGUGCUGGUGCAGUGAGUUCUUGUCUUAUUGAAAAUGCACUGGGAGGCUACAGUGCAAUUGCACAGUGACUACAGGUGAAUAUGAUAGGAGCAACAUGCUAUGCUUGCACAAUUACACAGUUUUAAAUAGAAUUAACCUUUAUUUUGAAAGCGACCGCAAUAUGUGCGACAGUUAUUUCACGUGUCAAAGUCUUUACAAAAAAUCUAUAAACAAUUGCAGAGUGUAACACACACAACAUGCCUCAGAAUGCUCAAAAUUCCCACACACAUUACUACCCUCAAACUGUCCUAACUGUGUGUAUACUGUACAUGUGUGGCGUUCAUGUGUGAUUGGUGCUGGUUGUGGGGUUGCAUAGCUUUUUUUCCCCGCAAUGCUUGUUCUCCCUAAUACUGUAUUUGUCCGUUACAUUGAUAGAAUUACUGUUCAGAUCUGUCCAUAGUGCUGUAUAUACAGCAGUGAGCACCUCCUUUAUGUGUGCCACUCCAGAAAAAAGGAAGCAUGUUAAGUUUAGCCACGCGCUGUACAGGACUUGUUGGGUAAAAUACAACAAACCCAAGUCCUGCUAAAUGUAACAAAUAACCACCAAAAGCCUAACUGCAUCACUCUUGCUCAAUUUAGACGUCCUUAAGUGACUGUUUCAUUUUGAUUAUGUAAAAGUACUACUUAAUUCCCUGCAGAAGUGACCUGUUUAAGCAUAUUUCAAAUUCUAAUCCACCCCAUUUUGUACAUUUUUAGCCACUAAAAGUGAUCAACCUUGCUACUGUGUGUAGGCUGAAUAUUUUUUAAUUAACUGUUCAUUCUUUGUUUGACGGAUGUGAACUGUGAAUGUGUAUUUAGAUAUAAUUUCAAUGACACUGUGUUUAAAAUGUCCAAUGGAUGUGGGAGGACCUGGUUCCACUCCAUCCACCUUAUACUGAAACAUGUUUAUGGAAAACGGUGUGACAUGUACUAAUUAAUAAUUGAAUGCUUGUUGUCUACAGCUGUCAAUCUUUAUAUAUCACCUCCACAGCAGUUUCACAAAUCUAUGCAUACAUUUUCAUCGUCUCUGAAUGUCAUGUAAUGUUACCGCAUGGAUACUUAGCCAGUAAAGCCCAAGUAAAAAAGUCCAAAAAGACUGUACACGCCUUUAGCGGUUUGGACUCCAGUCACGGUUCCAAUAGUUCCAAGGGCUCCUUUCUCCCUUGAAUGAAAGUGUGUUUGGAAUUUGUGAAAAUGUUUAGCUAUUUAAGAUGUAUGUACUCUUUAAAAACAACAGAAAAGAUAAAUGUAUUGCAGGGCAGAAAUAAAAAGAUGUUGAG